Molecule: messenger RNA, 857 nt
Organism: Myxozyma melibiosi
Lineage: Eukaryota; Fungi; Ascomycota; Lipomycetes; Lipomycetales; Lipomycetaceae
Exons: 2
Coding region: 167-775 (202 amino acids)
Source: RefSeq, a predicted model, not a curated record
UGAAGGCCUUCAGAAGAUGAGUCCAGGCAGAAAGGCAAUUAAGGUUUAAACGUGAACUAGAAAAUUAGAGCUCUGCUAAGCCAUCGCGCAGUGCCCUUCCAAACCCAGCAACCAACUGCACUUUCGACACCCGCUCGUUCAACAAGAAGCUUCUCUGUUUUGAAACAUGGCUCUGGACUCUGAGGGAGACACAGAUCUUGACCAGACCAUUGCUAAAUGGAUUGAGGAAGUUGAUAGCGGCAAGGCGGUGUCGGCGUCGAACGACGAGCCGGCUGCGAGGAUGAAUAAUGAACGACUAGAGCGAGUUGCGAGCCAGACGUUUGAUUUUAUGAAAUACUUGAAGCCAUGGAAUCGGUCCGGACAAGCGUCGACUACAGAUAUCACAAACGAGCAGACUUCAAUUGCGAGCACUGGUUCUAAAUCGACUCCAGAACUUGCACCAGAGGACGAUAUCUCGCCGGCGGAUAUCUAUCCUACCGAGAUGUCAUGCCAGCAGCAGUUCGACGAGCUAGUAAAAUGCCACAGUGUAGCAGGCCAAACCCGCCACGUCUACCGCUACGGCACGAUCCGGGACUGCAACGACCGGUGGGACAUGUUCAAGUUCUGCAUGGGGCUUAAGCUGAAGCCUGAGGAGGAGCAGGCGCCGCUGAUUAGAGAUUACUACAAGGCGCGGACGGAGCGGAUUCUCGCGCACGGGAGCAGUGAAGAUGUAUGGCAGGUUCGGACGUCACGGCAUCCUCCCUUAUUUGUAAAUAAAGACAGUAACGGGAAUUGAAAAGGGGGACUCUAUGAGCUAUAGAGCCGAAUAUGUACAUAAGUUAAUUCUAUCUCCUAAUGACAUUACAUCUACAAUUUCA